GUUUUGAACGCGAGGGUAUUUCAGCCAAUCACGUCGCUCGUUGCUGCGAUGUGCUCUGGCGUCUCGGAGCUCCCCUCUGAUCAUCAUGAUGGGACCACCAGGAAUACCACCUCAUUUCCCUCCCAUGGGAAUGCCUCCCAUUGGUCAAAGAGCUACCAGUAUGACCCCAAUGCCACCUGGAAUAUUGCCCCCUGGAAUCAUGCCACCAAUGGCUGCAGCACCUCUGGGACAGGUGCCAGGUAUGCUGCCACCCAUGAUGGGGGGGAUGAUGCUGCCUCCUCGCCUGCCAGCUACGACUAUGCAACCAACAGGGCCGCCUGGCGUUGACACCCCAGCUGCACCCGGAACGACGAGUGCUACAAAUGGAUCUCAACAGGAAGAACAGCAAAAAAAGAAAUCCCGCUGGACGGAACACAAAUCAGUGGACGGAAAAACCUAUUACUACAACACGGAGAACAAGCAGUCCACAUGGGAAAAGCCAGAUGAUCUCAAAUCUCCUGCAGAGCAAAUGCUGUCUAAAUGUCCUUGGAAAGAGUACAAGUCCGAGACAGGAAAGCCGUACUACUACAACUCUCAAACAAAGGAAUCCAGAUGGACCAAACCCAAAGAUCUGGAGGAUCUGGAAGCCAUGAUCAAGGCUGAGGAAAAUGGAACAACAGACGUCGUCGCUGCAGUAGCAGCAGCAUCAUCUCCUGUUGUCAUAGCGGAUCCUGUACUACAAGUAGACAACACAGCAUCUGCAUUGCCUGUUGUGAAAGCAGAGCCGGCUGAAGCCAUCCCAGAGGAACACACAUCCCAGGCCGCCGUUCAUCACACAGCUGAGGUCAAGACCGCAGACGCACCUGUGGCUUUAUCAGAGAACACCGACCCCAUUGAGGCCCCAGCCAGUGUUGAAGUCACAAAGGAAGAACGUCCUGAAAUUCAGAAGAAGGCUUACAAAUGGAACACGAAGGAGGAGGCAAAGCAGGCCUUCAAGGAGCUGCUCAAGGAGAAGGGUGUGUCUUCCAACUCUUCAUGGGAACAGGCUAUGAAAUUGAUCAUUAAUGAUCCUCGCUACAGUGCUCUCCCCAAGCUGAGUGAGAAGAAGCAGGCUUUCAAUGCAUAUAAAGUACAAACAGAGAAAGAAGAAAAAGAGGAGGCCAGAAUUAAGUACAAAGAGUCCAAAGAAACCUUCCAGAGGUUCCUGGAGAAUCAUGACAAGAUGACAUCUACUACUAGAUACAAGAAAGCAGAGCAGAUGUUCAGUGACCAAGAGGUUUGGAGCUGUGUUCCUGAGAGAGACAGACAGGAGAUCUAUGAAGAUGUUUUGUUCUAUCUGGCUAAGAAAGAGAAGGAGCGGGCCAAGCAACUGAGGAACAGGAACUGGGACGCUCUAAAGAACAUUCUGGACAACAUGGCCAAUGUCACCUACUGCACUACCUGGUCAGAAGCUCAGCAGUACCUGCUCGACAAUCCCACCUUUGCAGAGGAUGAGGAGCUACAGAAUAUGGACAAAGAAGAUGCACUUAUUUGUUUUGAGGAGCACAUCCGUGCGCUGGAAGAGGAGGAGGAGCAGGAAAAACAGAAGACUCUUCUCAGGGAGAGGAGGCGACAACGCAAGAACAGAGAAGGCUUCCAGAAAUUUCUGGAUGAGCUCCACGACCACGGCCAGCUUCACUCCAUGUCUGCCUGGAUGGAGAUGUAUCCCACCCUGAGCUCUGACAUUCGCUUCACCAACAUGCUGGGCCAGACAGGCUCCACUCCUCUGGACCUUUUCAAAUUCUACGUGGAAGACCUGAAGGCACGUUAUCAUGACGAGAAGAGGAUUAUUAAAGACAUUCUUAAGGACAAAAGCUUCCUGGUUGAAAUCAACACAACUUUUGAUGACUUCGGUACAAUCAUCAGCUCUGACAAGAGAGCAACUACUCUUGACGCAGGAAACAUCAAGUUGGCCUUCAACAGUUUGCUGGAGAAGGCCGAAGCGAGAGAGCGAGAGCGUGAGAAGGAGGAGGCGAGGAAGAUGAAGAGGAAAGAGGCGGCCUUUAAGGCCAUGCUGAAACAGGCCACGCCCUCACUGGAGCCAGAGGAUUCAUGGGAGGCAGUGAGAGAGAGAUUCCUGAAAGAAGCCACUUUUGAGGACAUCACAUUGGAGUCUGAGAGGAAGAGAAUAUUCAAAGACUUCAUGCACGUGUUGGAGCACGAGUGCCAACAUCACCACUCCAAGACCAAGAAACACUCAAAGAAGUCCAAGAAACACCACAGGAAACGAUCCCGCUCUCGAUCGGGCUCCGAAUCUGAAGAGGAAGAAUACCACAAGAAGAAGAAGCGUUCGGCCUCGAAAACUCCGUCCGAGCGCUCCUCCAGUGGUGAGUCAGAGAGAAGCUACAAGAAGUCCAAGAAGCACAAGAAGAAGGCCAAGAAGAGACGGCACAAGUCUCAGGGAUCACCUGACUCUGAGGCUGACAAGAAAGGAAGAGACGCCAAGCGAGAUAAAGACGCAGACAAAGAUAAAGAGAACGACAAAUCUCGAGGGAAGUCUCACUCUGACAGCAAACAGAAGUCCCCUAAACGCAAAGCAGCCAAGGAGGAGGGCGGCUGGGACACGUCAGGAAGUGAACUGAGUGAAGGAGAGCUGGAGAACAGAAGAAGAACUCUACUGGAACAGCUGGAUGCACCUUGAUGAUAUCAUACACACACACACACACACAGAUGCAUUCCCUUUGAACGCUUCUCAUUGUUAGACCAUGUGGGUACGCCCCCUUCAGGUCUCUGUUGGAAUGACACUGAACUGGUUUAGUUAGCGUCAAUAGGUAAUAUCAUUCGUAUGCAAGUUGAGCAUAUUUGAAUGUCAGCUUCAAAGAAAAUUAGUUUUAAUUUGAAUUUGAUGUGAAUGCAACAUUAAAUUCCAAAUUCUGUAGCGUUAUGUAAUAAAAAAAACUGAUCAAAUGCUGUCCUAUUUU
Entelurus aequoreus (snake pipefish) is the source of this 2939-nucleotide messenger RNA. RefSeq names its product PRP40 pre-mRNA processing factor 40 homolog A (gene prpf40a). The coding region runs from base 86 to 2659 and encodes 857 amino acids. The transcript is spliced from 26 exons. Gene Ontology annotation, molecular function: protein binding; RNA binding. The record is from RefSeq and is a predicted model, not a curated record. NCBI's taxonomy places the organism in Eukaryota, Metazoa, Chordata, Actinopteri, Syngnathiformes, Syngnathidae. Gene Ontology annotation, cellular component: U2-type prespliceosome; U1 snRNP. Gene Ontology annotation, biological process: mRNA cis splicing, via spliceosome.